AUGACGACGGUGAAAGAUCGGGCGCAGAUCCAGCGGGGGGACGGGAAGGGGUGUAACUGUAAGAAUUCGAGGUGUUUGAAGCUGUAUUGCGAGUGCUUCGCCGCGGGGGCGCUCUGCGCGAGCGCGCGAUGUCGAUGCGCGAAUUGUAUGAAUACGGUGGAGCACGCGGGGGAGAGAACGGCGGCGAUCGAGACGGUUUUAGAUCGGAACCCGAACGCGUUCAGGCCGAAGAUCGCGGCGGUGGCGAGUCCGUCGCGAGACGUGGCGCUGCGGCACAAUCGCGGGUGUCACUGUAAGCGGAGCGGAUGUUUGAAAAAGUAUUGCGAGUGCUUUCAAGCGGCGAUUUAUUGCGCGGAGACGUGUCGGUGCGUGUCGUGCGAGAAUUACGAAGGGAGCGAUGCGCACGAGGAAGUGAAGCGGGUGUACGGGAGCGGGGCGCGGUUUCACGAUCACGCGAGCGCGGCGGCGUCGCCGUCGCCGUCGCGCAGGAAACUCUUGGCGCAACGCGCGGCGAGAGAUUCGAUCGACGGCGCGUCGAACCGCGGCGGCGGCGGUGGCGGUGGUGUGAACUCGAGCUCGAAUUCCGAUCGCUCGCCGGGUCGACAGGGGGCCGGACUCGCGCGCGCGCGCGCGCCGCCGCUCAUGCACAACCUCGUGCAACAAGGCGCGGUGGAGGAGUUGGCGCGCAUCUUACUCGUCGUCGCCGACGAGACGAGUAAAUGCGCGGUAUCAUCGGAGACUAAGGGUGAAGAGAAGGUGAAAGAAGAGGAGAAACCUGCGCCGACGUCAACGCGUCGCUCGAGCGGCGGCGUCGCCGAACUCGCGGCGGAGGCGGCGAGGGAGAUCGCGCGCGACGUCGCACACGUGGACGAAUUAAUGUGCGACGAGGACAUCGACGCGAGGAAGGCGAGAGCGGCGCACGCGCGGGCGCGCGACGACGUCUCGAUCGCUCUCGAUUCGACGUUGACCAAGUACCCGGAAAUCGAAGCCGCCUUGCUCGGCGAGCUCGAGCGCGUCGCGCGUCGAAUCGCCGAGAACGCCCGCGCGCGCGCGACCGAGGCGAAAAAGCGACGUCUAGCGAAUACCGCCGCAAAAUCCAGCGCGGUGUAA
Messenger RNA from Ostreococcus tauri, 1110 nucleotides. RefSeq names its product CRC domain. The transcript is spliced from 2 exons. The record is from RefSeq and is a predicted model, not a curated record. Gene Ontology annotation, cellular component: nucleus. Gene Ontology annotation, biological process: regulation of DNA-templated transcription. Lineage: Eukaryota; Viridiplantae; Chlorophyta; Mamiellophyceae; Mamiellales; Bathycoccaceae. Bases 1 to 1110 code for a protein of 369 amino acids.